This is a messenger RNA of Funneliformis caledonium, 450 nucleotides long. The record is from the annotation of a GenBank genome assembly. NCBI's taxonomy places the organism in Eukaryota, Fungi, Glomeromycota, Glomeromycetes, Glomerales, Glomeraceae.
AUGAUACAUAUUGGAUUUAUAAGGCAAAGAAAUCUCCGCGAUAGAUUAAAUGCUACUUGUGAAAAAGGAAAAUAUGCAUCAGAACUAGUACCGGUAAAAUUAGAAAUGUCAUUAAUAGUACUUUGUCUUGCAAAAAAUGACAGGACAUUGUUGGAAAUUAGGGUAGGUAUUGUUUUAUACAAGGUAUUGAUCCACAUCAAACGCAAGAAUAUCACACCGCCUAACCCAGAGCUCAAGAAAAUGAAGUCAAAAUCAUUAUCAAGCAAUGAUGCGAAUUUUCAAUUGUCUGCACCUGAAACUGUUAAGAUAACACCGUCACUUCCAUCUACAUCAAUUUCAGAAAAACCUUCAAGUAAAAUUCUUACUGAAACGAAAAUUAAUGAUUCCAAUGUGGCUGACAUCCAACCAUCUUCACAAGUACAAAAAAUGCAAAUUCUGGCAUUUAAAUAA